AUCAUGACUUUCACUCAGCUUAAGCAAUAUUCUCAGAUUUCAAUAGUCAAAUUCUACUUGUGUAUGCUUUUGUCUCCGAUCCGUUUAUUUAAUUUUUUUGUUCUUUGGAUACCUGGAGCCUGGCUUAAUUGAGUGGCAGGCAGGUGUGCGUGAGUGAGUCACGGGGACGCCGACUGUCACAACACAAAGGUACGAGUUGGAGAGAGAUAUAAGAGAUACGGAAGGAGGGAGAAGACAGAACAUUUAAAACCAUCCUAAGACAAACGAUAGACACUAGACAAAAGACAAUGACAGUAUCAAGUGCUGGAAAAUAAACAGACAUUAAAGGACCUAAAGGAAGACAGAGUGAAAUAAGAAGCAAUUCAAAACACAGCAGGUUCUAAGAAGAGCCCAACGUUACGAAUAUAUAUGCAUACAUGUACUCAGGAUUUCCCGCCAUGAAGUCGUUGGCUGGUUGCUGAUCAGGUGUCCACUACAGUGGCAGGAGUGUGAGGUGUGGCUUGCUGCAGCUAUGGACAAAAUCCUCAAACAAAGGAAGGAAGUCUCUGAUCAUGGCAGUUCUGAAUGUGAUGAGACAGAACCAGAUGGGGACAGCAUGUGGAGCACUACUUCAGUGGGCGCCAGUGAGGCCGGCACUGAUAACUCUUCCCUAGACUCAGCCCUGCGUGAUUUGCCUACAGUGCGUGCCAGUAAAGAAGAUGAUGAUGAAAUCCAGAGACUUAUCUUGGCUGCUGAAGCGUUGGUGGUGGAGCGAGCUAGGCUCAAGAUAUCCAGUCCUUCCUCAUCCACAGCCCUCAGGUGCAGUCCUGCAGCUGGUGGGGCUGAAGCUGCCUCCAACACAAUCUUGGUACACCACACAGAGGCAUUUGCAGGCAAUAAAUGUGGUGCAGCAAAUUCAGGAUAUUUCACUGACACAGAGAAUGGUAGCUAUGCAUUACACACAUCCUCAACACUCUCAGGGGAAAGGUUGAUGAACAUGGACAUCUGUGGUGAAAAAGAUCACCAUUCUGUUCAAUCAAGGGAAACUUUGUCCAGCACUCCCUGUGAUUCAAUGAUUCUCUCCAAAGUGUCUGACUCCUCUCUCAAAGUCUGUGAUCACCUGGUGCCUGAAAACAGCAUGCCAGCAGAGAACCAGACCAACAUUCCCAGACUGUCCUUGGAGCUCACCAGAGCAGGGGUGCCUGAGGAGAGAGUUCCCUUCAACAAGGUGGAGAAGGAAGCCUGCAACUCUAGCAUCCGAGGGUCAUCUGGGGGUGGUAGGGAAGCUCAGAAGGAACAUCAUACUAAAGACUCAGGGAGGAGCCAUUCUCCAGGACCACAUCAAGCAGGCAGAGAAGGUGGACAGGCAGCAUCUGUAAUGGUGCAUGAGGAGGGCAGCUGUCUCCUGAAUCUGGCACUCAGUGCCACCAGCAGCUUAAAGAGACUCACCAGGCUAGUGCGGCAGGUAGGCAUACUGCAGGUGGGGCCAGAAACUCCCAGAUUAGCUGUGAGUGUGCUGGAGGAGUUGGGGCAGCAUGAAGCACAUCAGCAAGGAUUGGAGGCUAAACUUACUGCUGCUGCUACCAAACUUCAGACUGCUGUGGCUCAGGUACGAGGACUAGAGGGUCAGUGGCAGGAGCACCUGCAUCAGACAGAGGCAUCCCACCACAGUGCCUUGGCUCUCCUGGAGCAGCUGGAGGCAGGAUUAGAGUCCUGUGGCCUCAGCCAUAUGCUGGCUGUCACCUCUCCAAGGAGGCGAUGCUCACCACGGGUUCUAGAAGAUGUCGGGUCAGCAGUGGCACUGCUGAUGGGUGAGCUAAGCAGGAGGAUGCAGCGCCUCAAAAGGGCAGAGGAGGAGGCCAGCCAUCUGAGGGGAGAGCUGCAAGGAGUGCGUGAAGUUGUAGCACAGCAGGACUCAAGGACAAGGCUAAGUGAAGCUGAGGCAAGACAGAUAAAGCAACAGAGUCAAGAAGACCUCACCUCCCUCAGGCAGUGUCUAGCCCAGGCAGAAAGCACUCUCACAGAAUCACAGCUGGAGAAUGCAAGGUUAAGUGAAGAGGUAAAGAAACAGGCAAGUGAAAAUAGUGCUGCCCUUGCUGCUGUCCAGAAGAAACUCUAUGAAACACAGCACAUGACAGAGACAAGGGUGAGUGAGUUGGAGAGAGAGUUGCAUGUCAGUAGUAAGGAGAAACAACAUUUAGAAGCCAGUGUGAGGGAACUGAAGGACCAGCUCAUCCUGAGGACACAGCAGGUGCAUUUAGUGGAGGAGGAGAACAGUCAACUGAUUGAUAGCCUAAGGUCAGCAUUAAGGCAGCAGCAGGCAGAGAUGGAGCAGCUGCGUCACAGCCUGGAAUCAGUCAAUACAGAAAAGAGCCAUCUGUCCAAACUCCAUGAUGAGCUGAAGCAGGAGGCAGCAGUCAGAGAUGAAGAGUUGGAGGAGGCAAAAGGAAAGUCUGAACAGCUGAAGAGAAAAGUUUUAGAUCUGGAGGAGGAGCAAAGAAGAACUCAGAAAGACUUGCAGCAUACUGUUGACCGUCUUUCAUCUGAACGGGGUGACCUGGAAGCAAAAGUCAGGGCACAGGACUUCACUAUCCUGCAGCUGCGCACUGAGCUGGAGAUGGAGAAAGUGCAGACAAGGGCACUCACAGAGGAGGCAGCUACCCAAGGGAAGAAGGCCAGGGAUCUUCAAGAGCGCCUCUGGACACAGGCCAAGAAGUGGCGCAACAGCAGUGGUACCAGUAUUGACACCACAGAUCAUCACCAGGAGAAGCAGCUAGGGAUGAGUGUUAGCUCAUUACAUGGGAGCUCCACCAGCCUCACACACUCCUUUGAGAUCCCAGCCAUCUCCUCCCAUAAGGCUGAGAGAGGAGAUGAAGGCAGUCUGGCCAGGGAGGAGCAGCUUCAGUCACUGCUCCAGGAGAAAGAUGUAGAGCUACAAAAUCUUCACCAAAGCCUUUCUGCCCAGAUCAGCAACAAAAAUCAAGAGCUAGAGUUGCUGACCAAUAAGUUGACGGGGUUAGAGGAGCAGCUGUGUACACUAGUGAAGGGCUUAGAGGCGAGUGCAGCCCUUGGAGACAUCACCACUGAGGUUGGGCUGCUGCUACAGGAACGUACACAACACCUUGACUCGUUGCAUCAGUCCUCACGCUGGCUGCAGGAAGAACUGUCCUCCUUGGCUAUGGAGAACCAUACACUGAACAAAGAACUGGUGGUGGCAAGGAAAGUGGAGGAUUCUUUUGAGGAUGCCCAGGAAAAUGUGAGACGAGCAAGACAGGAAGCCAGGGAGGAACGGGUGGCCUCUGCUCGCCUUCGAGAGGAUUGUGCCCGAUUACAGGCACAGCUGGAUCAGAUGCAGCACACACUGCAGCAGGAGAGGCAGGAGAGGAAGAUAAGUGCAGUGGUGAAUGGUGUUAAGCAUAAGGAGUUUGACAGCCUGUUGGAGUGUGCCACUGCUGCCCUCAGCCAGUACCAGACGUAAGACAACACCAAGAGUGCUGCACAGACUAGAGUACAACACAAAAGUGCCACAAAUCAGAGCCGUGUAACUUCUUAUUAACAAAGUCUCUUAGAGACUCUAUAGGUUUUGUACUUGGAAAUACUGUUCACACACACACACACACACACACACACACACACACACACACACACACACACAAAAUGGGCGAGGCUCUUAAUGUGUAGCCCCUGUUCACCUAGUAGCAAGUAAGUAUGGGAUGUAAUCAGAGUGAUUGUGGCCUUGCUGUCCCAGUGUGAGGUGUGUGAGUGGUCUCAGUCCUACCCACAGAUCAGUCACUAUGAGCUCAGAGAUCUUUCUGUAGGGAGAUGGCUGGCUGGGUGACUAGCAGACGACUGAAGGUGAAUGACACACACACACACACACACACACACACACACACACACACACACACACACACACACACACACACAUCUGGAUGAGUUGAUCAAGAAUCUAAUUAUGACCAUGAUUUCCCCAAGAUUGGAAUAUGUAGUGAUUGUGUGGUUGCUAAGUAAGAAGGAUGCAAGAAAACUAGGAUACAGAGUGCAAGAAAAAAAAAAAAAAGAUGGUUCUGAGUGUAAGAAACCUAAUAUGAAGGGAGGUUAAGAUUGAGUCUCUAGUCAUUGGAGUAAAGAAGUAAGAGAAGAGACCUGAGUACAAUGUACAAAGUGAUGAGAGAAACUAAAAUGGAGAAGUCCUGUUAAUGUGGGACGCAAGAGAGACAAGAGUUAAUUGGUUAAACACACACACACACACACACACACACACACACACACACACACACACACACACACACACACACACACACACACACACACACACUGCACCCCUUUGAGCACUUCAUAGAAAUGCUAAGAAACUAACCUCAAACCAGGAUAUAUUGCCCAUGAGUGAGUUGUUGGAGAAUUGAACACCUGACAAAGAGAACAGGACAGUGCCUUAGAUGUUGGAACUAAAACAAUUUUUAGAUCCCAAGAUAAUUUUUGUUGACCUUUGUAGUUCCAGUCAUUACACUGCUUCUUCACUGUUAAGAUCAGUUUCUGGUGCUUCAGCUUCCCCUAUACCAUGGAUGAAUUAGACUUCCAUUUUCUUUAAGGCUGAGCUUCUUGUGAAAGACAUAAUCAUAUAUCACUGCACGAUGUAUAUAUGUAAUACUUAAUGGGGAUGUUUACUGAAAAAUUUAUUUGAAGAUGAGAUAAAAUGUUCAUGAGAGGCUUUUGGUUAGGAUCAGAUUUCCUGACAAGAACUAAAGAUCCUUAAAUUCAGGACCCAAGAUAAUUUUUGGGGGAACUUUAGAGUCUUGGUCAGCAUACACACACACACACACACACACACACACACACACACACACACACACACACACACACACACACACACACACACACACACACACACACACACACACACAUAUCCAGAAAACCUAAGCAACUCAAAGUUAUCAAGAAUACAUGCCAUUUAUGUGUAAAAAUAAAAUUACAAUGUUCUUGAUAAAUAACAAAUUUUCAUACCAUUGUUUUUUCUUUAGUAUUAUGGUCUUACCAUAAUACUAAAGUAUUAUACUUUACUAAUACUUUACUAAUACUUUAGUAUUUUGGUAUUACCCAAGACCAAAGUGUGGCUUUAGUCACCUUUUACUGUUGAACUAUUCUGUCAUUGCAGUAAUGAAGUUAUUUUCUUUAUGUUGAGUGCUGUUAUAUAUUGUAGCAAUAUAAUAUUUUCUGCAUGCGUUUCAUGCUUUAGUCAAAUUAAGCUGUAGAAAUUUUUUUCAUAGCUAUUUAUCAUAACUGGGCUUGUAAGCUAAGAAACCAAAAUGCUCACCACUGGGACAGUGCAUCACAGGAAGUGGUGACAAUGCAGCUCAGAUGAAGCAGGUAUUUUUUGGCAGGUCAUUAUUUGCGUGUAUGUGCUGUACCUCAUGUGAUGCACUAAUGUAGCACGUGCUGCAACACCAUGUUAUGAAAUGUCUACUCAUUACCAAAUUUAGGCUGCAAGGCCUGCCAACCCUACAUCUUGAUAUACCUAUAUGCACAUGAAAGUCUCUCUCUCUCUCUCUCUCUCUCUCUCUCUCUCUCUCUCUCUCUCUCUCUCUCUCUCUCUCUCUCUCUCUCUCUCUCUCUCUCUCUCUCUCUCUCUCUCUCUCUCUCUCUCUCUCUCUCUCUCUCUCUCUGAGUCAUCAUGAUCCCGCCAUUGUCUGCCACCAUCGUAUCUCUCUCUCUCUCUCUGAUAAUAAUAUAUGCUGUCUCUGAGUCAUCUUGGUCCCAAUUUUAUUUGUCACUAUCAUCUUGUUUUUGGUCUCUCUCUCUCUCUCUCUCUCUCUCUCUCUCUCUCUCUCUCUCUCUCUCUCUCUCUCUCUCUCUCUCUCUCUCUCUCUCUCUAGCAAAUUAUAUGUAGAGCCAAAUAUUCCAUUGAUGUGUUUUUCUGGUGAUAGUGUGUCUUGAAUUAUUACUCCCAAGUCUUUUUCUUCUUUGCUCUUUGGUAUUGUGAUUCCUCCCAUCUUAUACUCCCAUGAAGGUCUCCUUUUACUUCUUCCCAUCUCCAUUACAUGGCACUUUUUUAUAUUGAAUUCUAAUUUCCAUCGUUUACUCCAUUCAUAAAUUCUAUCAAUAUCCCUCUGUAGUUCCUCACAAUCAUCUUGGUUCUUUAUUACUUUCAUCAAUUUUGCAUCAUCUGCAAACAUGUUAAUGUAGCUAUUUAAACCCAACGUCAUAUCAUUUAUAUAGACCUGAAACAUUAUAGGUGCCAACACAGACCCUUGUGGUACUCUGCUUGUUACUUCGCACCAACUUGAUUUAUUAUCUCUGAUUACUGUACUCAUUUCCCUACCUUGGAGAUAAUCCUUCAUCCACUUAAGUAUUUUUCCUUUUAGCCCUCCUCGAUGUUCAGUUUCCAUAUGAGACUUUUAUGUGGAACUGUACCAAAAGCUUUUUUCAGAUCUAAAUAGACUGCAUCAACCCAACCAUCUCUCUCUUGUAGUUUAUCUAUUACUCUUGUAUAAAAGCUCAGUAAGUUUGUUACGCAAGAUCUCUCUUUCCUGAAACCGAAUUGUUUUUCUGUUAUUAUAUUUUCUUGUUCAAGAUAUUGCACCCAUCUGUUUUUAAUGACUAUUUCACAGAGUUUACUUACAAUACUCGUGAGUGAGACUGGUCUGUAAUUCAGUGGUUCCAUUUUAUUACCUCCUUUGUAUAACGGUACUAUAUUUGCUCUCUUCCAUUCCUUUGGUACUUUUCCCCUCCUUCAAAGAACUGUUAAUCAUCUCCCAUAUUGGUUCUUCUAAUUCCUCUCUACAUUCUUUCAAUGUCCAUCCAUUUACUUUGUCUGGUCCCAUCGCCUUCCUAGUAUCUAGCUCUUCCAGUAGUCUUUUAAUUUCUUUUCUUUCCACUUGUAUGUUUUCUAUUCCUUUCUGUUGUUCCUCAUCUGCCAGUGAUGCAAAGACAGUUUCUCUUGUAAAUACAGACUUAAAGCUUUUAUUCAGUAUCUCAGCCAUCUCUUGUGUGGUUUCAUAAAUUUCUCCAUUUUUCUUCAGCUUUGUAAUAGUAUCUCUAUGCUUUAUUUUUCCAUUUACAUAUCUAUAGAAAAGUUUGGGUUCUUCUUUACACUUUCCAACUACAUCUCUUUCAAAAUUUCUUUCUUCUUCUCUUCUUAUUUUAACAUAAUCAUUUCUAGCUGUCCUGUACUCUUCUCUAUUUAUCUCAUUCCAUUGUUUCCUCAUUUUUUUCCAAGCCCUCUCCUUCUUUUUUGCCUCUGCACACUUUGCAUUAAACCACACUUUAUUAUUUUCUUUUACCUUAUAUCUUGGCACAUAUCUUUCAACACCUUCUCUAAACUUGCUUAAAAACACUUCAUAUUUUUUCUGCACCUCCAUACCUCUUAAUAAAUUACUCCAAUCAAUCUCU
Molecule: messenger RNA, 7368 nt
Organism: Scylla paramamosain (green mud crab)
Lineage: Eukaryota; Metazoa; Arthropoda; Malacostraca; Decapoda; Portunidae
Product: rootletin-like
Exons: 20
Coding region: 512-3457 (981 amino acids)
Source: RefSeq, a predicted model, not a curated record